This is a messenger RNA of Paramecium octaurelia, 258 nucleotides long. NCBI's taxonomy places the organism in Eukaryota, Ciliophora, Oligohymenophorea, Peniculida, Parameciidae. The record is from the annotation of a GenBank genome assembly.
AUGAAAUUUGAAAAGUCUUGUUUCUCUGCUAGAGUUCUAGGAAUACCAGGAGUGCUAGGAAUAAUCAAUUUCCUAAUAGUAAAAUUACUUGUCAGUAUGGCAACUACUACUUCCGACCAUGUGCACCUACUUUAGGCAAUGUAUCUCACAUAAUAAUUUAGAUAUAUGCAUGGUUAAGACUUUAAGUUGUUCAGGUUUAGUUUCUCAAAAUUGUUAAUAAGGUUCAAAAGCAAGUGGAGAUUGUCAUUGUUAUGUUGA